UCGUACGAGGACGCGCAUAGGAUCGUCAUCGACGCGCUUCUGGACAAGACGGCGGGCGUGCUCAUGCUGCCCCGCGAGGAGCUCGACCCCAGCAAGGGGACCGUCUUCUACGGCCUCGACUCUCUCGUGUCCAUCGAGAUCCGCAACUGGAUCACCCGCGAGUUCGGCUCCGUCCUGCAGAUCCUCGACCUGCUCAGCAGCGGGUCCUUCUCUUCACUGGCCGACACGGUGCUCAAGAAGACCGAGCUGUGCUCAUUUGACAAGGUGGCCGCGCUUGAUUUGUCGUAA
Molecule: messenger RNA, 288 nt
Organism: Gaeumannomyces tritici R3-111a-1
Lineage: Eukaryota; Fungi; Ascomycota; Sordariomycetes; Magnaporthales; Magnaporthaceae
Exons: 1
Coding region: 64-288 (74 amino acids)
Source: RefSeq, a predicted model, not a curated record